Onychostruthus taczanowskii (white-rumped snowfinch) is the source of this 1044-nucleotide messenger RNA. Its product is annotated as forkhead box protein E3-like. Gene Ontology annotation, molecular function: DNA-binding transcription factor activity, RNA polymerase II-specific; RNA polymerase II cis-regulatory region sequence-specific DNA binding. NCBI's taxonomy places the organism in Eukaryota, Metazoa, Chordata, Aves, Passeriformes, Passeridae. Gene Ontology annotation, biological process: anatomical structure morphogenesis; regulation of transcription by RNA polymerase II; cell differentiation. The transcript has a single exon. The coding region runs from base 1 to 1044 and encodes 347 amino acids. The record is from RefSeq and is a predicted model, not a curated record.
AUGGCCGAGAGCGAGCCCGGGGAGCGGCGGGCGGCACCGGGCACCGAGCCGGGCACCGAGCGCAUCACCGAGCCGGGCACCGAAUGCAUCACCGGGCCGGGCACCGAGCGGGGCACCGAAUGCAUCACCGGGCCGGGCACCGAGCGCAUCACCGAGCCGGGCACCGGGCCGGGCACGGCGGGGUGGCCGCAGAGGCCUCCCUACUCGUUCGUGGCGCUGAUCACCAUGGCCAUCCGGGCCAGCCCCGGGCAGCGGCUGCCCCUGAGCGGCAUCUACGCCUACAUCGCGGAGCGCUUCCCCUUCUACGGCGGCCCCGGCCGCCAGUGGCAGAACAGCGUCCGCCACAACCUCAGCCUCAACCCCUGCUUCCGACGGCUGCCCUGCCGCCGCGGCCGCCCCGGCGAGUGGGCGCUGGACCCCGCUUUCCAGGACAUGUUCCCGGAGGGGAAUUACCUCCGCCGCCGCCGCCGCUCGUCCGCACCGCCCGCGCCGCCCUCCGGCAUCCCGCCGGACCCCGCCGCGCCCUGGGCCCCGCCGAACCCCGGGAUGGCCUCGCUCCCCGGGAUGGCCUCGCUCCCCGGGAUGGCCUCGCCCUCCGGGAUGGCCUCGCUCCCCGGGAUGGCCUCGCUCCCCGGGAUGGCCUCGCCCCCCGGGAUGGCCUCGCUCCCCGGGAUGGCCUCGCUCCCCGCAGCUCCCUGGCUCCCGCCGCCCCCCGGGAUGGCCUCGCUCCCCGGGAUGGCCUCGCUCCCCGCCGCUCCCUGGCUCCCGCCGCCCUCCGGGAUGCCCGCCGAGCCCCCGCAGCUCCCCGAGAUCCGCCCGGGCCCCGCCGCUCUGUGGCCCCCGCCGCCCUGCCCGCUGCCCUCCGGCUGGCCGCCGGGGCCCUGGGCAGCGCUGGUGCUGCCCCGCCGCUCCCCGGAGCUGCCGGCCCGGAGCCCGGCCGUGCCCCCGGGGCCGCCGCUGCCUGCCUGGGAGCUGCGCCCCGCCGAGCCGGACACGGCGGUGACCGGCGACCGGGGGGCCAGGCUGCCCCCCGCCUUCCGAUGA